AUGUCAACCCGACCAGCGGCAGUGACGCGGAAGUCGACAAAGUCGGAAUACAUCGAGACGGAUACCGGAAACAAAAUCUCUCGCAAGGCCAAAAUUGAAGGCAAGCCAAACAUCAUGCUGGGCGGCAGGACCGUCAUCAUGGCAGAUGUCUACAUGCGAGGUGAUUUGCAUCGCUUUUCGAGCUCUGGCGACGGUGGAGCAGCACAGCCCACCACGGCCAUCAGCAUUGGACGAUACACAGUGGUUGCUACUGGCUGUACUCUGAAGCCACCGUCCAGGAUUAGCCGCGGCCAGAUGGCAUACUAUCCCAUGCGCAUUGGCGAUAAUGUCUUCAUUGGUAACAACACGCCUUUCCCAGCAUGGCAAAAGCACACAGCUAACAGAUUGAAGNGCCCCAACUGCCACAUCUCGGCCAUUGCGAUCAGUUCACAUGUUUACAUUGGCGCCAACGCCGUACUCAGCCCUUUCUGCAUCAUCAAAGAUAAUUGCAAGAUCCUUCCCAACACUGUGGUACCUCCCAACAUGGUGGUUCCAGUCGGCAGUAUCGUUGGUGGUAAGCCUGGCAGAAUUAUCGGAGAGAUUGGUGAAGGCUGGGGUGUUGGAACUGGGGCUUCUGGCGAGAGCUGGGUCGAGGGAGGAGAACUUCGCGAUCUGGUCAGGAGUAUCAGAUGA
Messenger RNA from Aureobasidium uvarum, 672 nucleotides. The record is from the annotation of a GenBank genome assembly. Lineage: Eukaryota; Fungi; Ascomycota; Dothideomycetes; Dothideales; Saccotheciaceae.